GAGUCCCUGGAAGACUCACCUGGCGUCUGCCGUUCCCAGAGAUGAUGGGGAAAGUCGUCUUCUCCCUGCUCCUCGCCCUGCCUCUGGUGACCCUCGCGGCCUCCUCCAAUAGAAAGUGCGUCCUGUCUGGAUUGUGGAGGAAUGAGCUGGGCUCUAACAUGACCAUCUCUGCCGUGAACGCCGAGGGGGGAUUCACCGGUUCGUACCACACGGCGGUGACGGUCACCGACAAACGCAUCCUGGUGUCGCCCCUGAAGGGGUCCCAGAACCGCAAGAGCCAGAGGAAGCAGCCGACCUUUGGCUUCACCGUGAGCUGGACGUUCUCAAACUCGAUGACCGUCUUCGUGGGCCAGUGCUUCGUGGAUGAUAAUGGGGAGGAGAUUCUGAAGACCAUGUGGCUGUUGCGCAAGGAGGUCGGAUCCCCCAGCGCCGACUGGAGAGCGACCAGGGUCGGCACAAAUGUUUUCACCCGGAUCAAGUGAUGGAACGUGGGUGAAUCUGUGAGGAGCGACGGUGUACGGUGACCCAGCAGCGCCGUCAUCCCACUCUGCAGCCCCAGGGCUCCUGGCUCCCCUGUCCGGAAUUGUCCUGGGCUCUCUCGAGAGCGUCUCGCCCGGCCUCAGGGCUGUUUGCUGGGCUGCAGAGGCGCCAUCUCUGUCUCCAUCUCCCCUCGCUCUCCGGUUACCCCCCCAGAAUUGCUGCCUGCGCCCCCCACGCUGCAGUUUAGUUCCUUUCCCAGUAAAGCUCUAGCGCGGGAGGCAAA
Molecule: messenger RNA, 763 nt
Organism: Emys orbicularis (European pond turtle)
Lineage: Eukaryota; Metazoa; Chordata; Testudines; Emydidae
Product: avidin-like
Exons: 4
Coding region: 42-482 (146 amino acids)
Molecular function (GO): biotin binding
Source: RefSeq, a predicted model, not a curated record